This is a messenger RNA of Symbiodinium sp. CCMP2592, 435 nucleotides long. The record is from the annotation of a GenBank genome assembly. NCBI's taxonomy places the organism in Eukaryota, Dinophyceae, Suessiales, Symbiodiniaceae.
AUGCGCUCGUAUGUGAGAUCCUGUGCAGUGUCAGCUGGGAUCUGUUGUCUUAAGAGCUCGAUGAAUGCCAGGAAUCUGCGGCAGUUGCUUGCAGGGGAGGCAGGAGUUUGCUGGGACGAUGCGAGGUUGUGUUGGCAUCCCUUGGCAGAUCAGCGUCAGCGUGUGCCCCCACAGAGUCUUGAGCACUCCACGAUUCCCUUGAAAGUGGUUCAGUGGGAUCCUGCUGCAGUCCUCCUUGCGUGUCUUGACUCUGCAGACUCCCAGCUGCUUGGUGCAUCGAGCCCGACAGCAGCCUCUGUGCGUGAGUCUGCUACUUGUGCAGAAAACACACAAUCCAGUCUGGAACGCGUCGCGGCCUCAACCUUUGGCGCGCGUCGGUUCCCUUGCCCUUGGGCCCGUGCGUUCCGUGUCUAUGUUUUCCAGAGCCAUGCGUGA